Molecule: messenger RNA, 927 nt
Organism: Esox lucius (northern pike)
Lineage: Eukaryota; Metazoa; Chordata; Actinopteri; Esociformes; Esocidae
Product: putative olfactory receptor 7A2
Exons: 1
Coding region: 1-927 (308 amino acids)
Biological process (GO): G protein-coupled receptor signaling pathway
Cellular component (GO): membrane
Molecular function (GO): olfactory receptor activity; G protein-coupled receptor activity
Source: RefSeq, a predicted model, not a curated record
AUGGAGUUCAACUCCUCCCAGGAGAUAGUAUUUGUGCUGCAUGGAAUUAACAUGACGCAAAAAUACAAACAGAUCUACUUCUCAUUUACUCUCACGCUAUACCUUUUAACCAUUUUUGUGAAUCUGACACUGAUCUUUACAAUUUUUUGGGAUAAAAUGUUGCACGAUCCUAUGUAUUUAUUCAUCUGUAAUCUGUGUAUUAAUGGUAUUUAUGGAUCUUCAGCGUUUUAUCCAAGGAUACUUUACGACCUUUUAUUUGACUCUUAUGUGAUAACAUACAGUGGGUGCAUGACACAGAUAUUUCUAAUCUACUCUUAUAUUAUAAGUGAUUGCACCACCUUGACAGUGAUGGCAUAUGACAGGUAUGUUGCCAUCUGUAAGCCAUUACACUACCACUCUAUUUUGACUAUUCAAAAAGUGUGGACACUCAUUCUUCUAACAUGGCUUUUCUCUUGGCUGGAAAGUGGCAUAUUAGUGUUAUUAACAGCCAGGUUACCUCUCUGUGGCGUUGACAUAGAUAAACUCUACUGCUCAAACUGGGCAGUUGUUAAGCUCUCAUGUGGUGACACCACACUGAACAACCUGUACGGUUUCAUUCUCAUUUUAUCUCACCUCUGUCAAAUGACACUCAUCCUGAUUUCCUAUGUGAACAUCAUCAAAGUGUCUUUGCGGUCUCGGGCUGACAGGAAGACGUCCAUGAAAACCUGUCUGCCUCAUCUGAUAACCCUGACUAACUUUGUCAUCUCAGUUAUCUUUGACGUGAUGUACGCUCGCUACGGCAGCGACACCAGCCUGCUGGCCCUGAGGAAUAUCAUGUCAGUGGAGUACCUGGUUGUGCCUCCUCUAGUAAACCCUAUUAUAUAUGGGAUGAAACUCACACCGAUUCGGAACAGAGUCGGACAGAUGUUCACAAAAUUGCCGCCAUAA